AUGGAAAAAACUCUACUGAAUUUCUUUAAAUUACAGAACAUCAAAGUCAAGGAAAUGACAUUUGGUUGUUUUGCCUCAGGAAGUAUGGAAAUUUUAAUUGAUUUGAAAAGGUUUGAGCAAGGUUCCAACCCUGAUCAUGGUAUUCAAGUCAAGACUUACGGUGAUACAAGUCAUGGUUGUGCUACCACAGGUUAUACUUAUUCUGCUGAUGAUGGUCAUGGUGUCCAAAUGUUGGGAGAUCUUGGAACACUGCCACAAGAUGGUGAAGGCAAUAUGUACACAAUGAUUAAGAAUAAGAAAGCUAAGCUGUCUGGUCCUCUGUCUAUUAUUGGUAGAGCUGUCGUGGUAUAUGAUGGUGCCUUCAAUCCAUUCAGCCAGAAUCCAAUCAACGCCCCAAUCCUUGGAUGUUGUGUCAUCGGCUACUCAGAUGGAUCCAGAUGGACAACCUCUAGAAAUUCAGCCGUCAUCAGUGGAGCAUCUCUUCCUCAAGGAACUGGUAUCAGAUCUGGAAUCCAUCAAGUAGCUCCACCCCAUCACCCAUCCGCUCCACACCCAAGCUCUGGAUUCCACCAGCCAUCAUCCUUCCAUAACCAACACCCAGCCAUGUCCUCUUAUCAUCAGCAACCUCGCCAAGAUUUCGGGAACGAUUUCGGGCUCGGCGGACAUGAUUCUAUAUUUGGCGGAAGCCCAAUUUCCCAUCAUCAACCUGUUUUCGCCUUCGGAGGAAGCUCUCACGCUCAAGCCCAUAACAGAUUUAACAACGGUGGCAGUCUAGGUCCUCAUAUUCCUGACUUUGAUAAAGCUCAAAGCACUCCUAUCUACAAACGACGAGAAGGUGACAUCCGGUCUCCAUUAUUUGGUGAAGAUCCCAAACCCUUGUUCGAUAACAGCCAUAGUUCAUUCUUCCCAAGCUUUGACCAGGAUACUUCCUUCAAGAAUGAGAAGAACGACGUGAUUCACUCCAAAGAUCAAGAUGACGAACAAGCCAAUGAUUCUGAUGGACAAUAUUCUGAUGAUAGUGGUAGACAAGGGGCUACAUAUGACGAUGGGCAAUACGGGCAUCAACACGGACGAGGUGAAUAUGACCAAGGAUCCGACAGAUCUUCAUCCGAUUCUGGAUCAUACGAUGGAUCUGAUUCAUCCAAUCAGCAAGACGAUAGAUCGCGAUCAAACGAUGACUAUAACGGAAGCCAAGGAGACUCAAAUGGUGAUUAUAGUUCAUCUAGUUCCAGCUCCAGCAGCAGUGAUGGUAAAUACUCCGGGCAGGAUAAUGGUUCUUCAAAUGAUUACCGAGAUGGUCAGGAGGAGUCUCAAGGACAGGAUCAAUACCAAGGUGAUGAACAACGAGAUUCUAACAACGAUUACCAAAAUAAGGAUACUUCCAAAGGACGAGAACAAGCUCAGUAUGAAGACGACCAAGAUCAACAGAGCUACCAGGAUUCCAAUGACCAGGAGGGUGAUCAACAAGAUUAUCAAGGACGAGAAGGUGCGUCAAAUGACGACUCUCAAGAUACUGAAGAGGGUGCUGCCAACACCGACGAAGCUUCAGAAGGUCAGGAGCAACAACCCAUUGAGAAACAAGCAUCUGCCGCUUAUCAGCCCGAAUCUCCUCAACCAGCAUCUUCAGCUGAGACACCAGAUCAAUCUGCUGAUAUCCAUUCAGCCCAGGAAGAACAUACUGGAGAAACUGUCGCACCAAUUCACAAUUUACCAGCUGGAGAUGAACAUCUCGAUCAUCUCGAUCACCUCGAUCACGAAGGACAUGACAGUCUUCCUGUUGAUGAACCUCACAGUGUAUCUCAUGCUGGUAUCAUUUCUCCAAUUGAUCAUGAAGCCCACCAAGACCAUACUGAUCAUAUUGCUGCUCCAAUCGUUCCCCUACAUAUCGACCACGGUGGGGUUAUUCACCCGGAUACACCUGUUGUGCCUAUCACCGAGGAGAGCAAUGCUCCUGUCCCCGAUGCCCAAUACGUUGCAUCUCCUGCUGCUGAUCAAUAUGUUUCAGCAGCCCCAGAUAAUGGUGUCAGCACUGCACCUCAAUAA
Molecule: messenger RNA, 2043 nt
Organism: Lottia gigantea (owl limpet)
Lineage: Eukaryota; Metazoa; Mollusca; Gastropoda; Lottiidae
Exons: 4
Coding region: 1-2043 (680 amino acids)
Biological process (GO): removal of superoxide radicals
Molecular function (GO): superoxide dismutase activity; copper ion binding
Source: RefSeq, a predicted model, not a curated record